AUGGCUACACCAAAUGUUAGCGCUGCGGAUUUACGUUCAAAAAAGUCGUUUACAUCCCCAGUUUGGCAAUAUUUCGGCUUUAAAACCGAUGAAGACGACAACACCAAGCCGACGUGCAAGCUUUGCCUCAAAAAGGUUUCUGCGGCUGGAGGAAAUACUUCCAACCUUCAACGGCAUCUCCGCAAUCAUCCUGCGAAGGCACAAGAGCUUGGGAAACAAGGUCAAGGGCCAAGCAAACCCAAAGGUUGACAGCCACCAACCCGGGGGCAAUCAUCUAUUUCCGAGGCAUUUUCUAAGAUGCAAAAAUAUGAAAGGGGAGGAAAACAGUGGCAGAAACUAACCAACUCGGUCACCCACUGUUUGGCCAAGGACAUGAUGCCAAUAUACACGGUAGAGAAAUCUGGCUUUAAACGACUUUUAAACGACUUUUAAACGAUUUCGAUCCGAAAUAUGAACUUCCUAGCAGAAAGUACUUUAGCCAGAAAGCAAUUCCGAAGCUGUACAAUGAAACAAAAGAUGGCGUAUUGCAGCAACUUCAACAUGCUGAAUUCUUUUCUGCCACAUCAGACAUGUGGUCGAGCAAUACAAUGGAGCCGUAUAUGUCUUACACAAUCCAUUUCAUUGACCCUGACUGGAAACUUCAAAGCAGAUGUCUCCAAACGCUGUACAUGCCAAAAGAUCACACUGCUGAAACCCUUGCAGAUGGGAUGAAUGAAAUACUGAAUGAAUGGCAACUCUCACCCGCAAAUCAAGUGUGUCUGACUACGGACAGCGGGGCGAAUAUUGGGAAAGCGGCUAGUGAUCUAAAUUGGUCAUGGAUUUCAUGCUUUGGCCACAAUCUCCACCUCGCCAUUACCUAUGCUAUGAAGGAUGAACCUCGCAUUUCACGGGCAAUUGGAAUUUGCAAGCGCAUUGUGGCGGCAUUCAGUCAGAGCUGGAAACGACGUAGGGAGCUUAGCAAGGCACAACUUGAGCUUGAACUUCCCGUCAAGUCUCUUGUUUCCGUAAGUAUAAUUUUAUACCCACACUAACUUUAACUUACAAAAUUAUUUCGCAUUGUCACAUAACAUGUCAUAUCUCUUUAGUUUCUAAGUUCCGACCCCUAUGGUCCUGGUGUUGAGUGAGUGACAUCACGUCAUUACAAUAAAAACCAAUAUCGUUCGCUCCAACACCUUAAUUUUUGUUAUUUUGACUUACAGGAAUGCCCUACGAGAUGGGGUUCCAUGCACAAUAUGAUUGCACGGAUAUUGGAGCAAGAGAGAGCAAUUCAGCGAGUGCUAUCAGAAGACCGAAAAGUUUCCCAUCUGGUGUUGAAGUGGCAGGAUAUCGAAGUUCUGAAAUCUUUACACAAAGCCCUGGAGCCAAUGGCAGACUUUACCGACGCAUUAUCCGGCGACUCGUAUGUCACCGUUAGUUCUAUCAAACCCACACUUCGCUUCAUCGAGAAUGCUUCAACAGCGGAACCAGAUCACACGAGACUGACGGCCGACGUAAAAGCCAAAAUUCAAGAAAACUUUAAGAAACGAUACACAAGUGACACAGCUCAGAUCAUCUUGAACACGGCUACUUGGUUGGACCCUCGAUACAAGACUGAAUACUUGUGUGAAGAGGGUGCCAAAAAUGCUGCUGAAAAUAUCAAGAGGGAGAUAUUCGAACUUGAACUGGCAAACGAGUUCCAAUGA
This is a messenger RNA of Paramuricea clavata, 1682 nucleotides long. The record is from the annotation of a GenBank genome assembly. NCBI's taxonomy places the organism in Eukaryota, Metazoa, Cnidaria, Anthozoa, Malacalcyonacea, Plexauridae.